This is a messenger RNA of Cololabis saira (Pacific saury), 1692 nucleotides long. RefSeq names its product CCR4-NOT transcription complex, subunit 8 (gene cnot8). Gene Ontology annotation, cellular component: CCR4-NOT core complex; P-body; CCR4-NOT complex. Lineage: Eukaryota; Metazoa; Chordata; Actinopteri; Beloniformes; Belonidae. Gene Ontology annotation, molecular function: nucleic acid binding; poly(A)-specific ribonuclease activity. The record is from RefSeq and is a predicted model, not a curated record. The transcript has 7 exons. The coding region runs from base 175 to 1035 and encodes 286 amino acids.
UGGGAACCGGAAAAGACUCACGAAGAAGAAGCAAGGAGGCGUCAUCAGCUAGCCUGCUGGGGACCGUCCGUGAGAUUUUAAGAGUUCAUUUGUCAUUGCACUGAGCCCCCACCCCCCUCCCUCACCAGCACUGCGGGACAGUUGAGAUUUUAGCGCGUCACCCGACCUGUCAUCAUGCCAGGGGCACUAACAGAUUCCAGUCAGAUAAUCUGUGAAGUCUGGGCCAGCAAUCUGGAGGAAGAAAUGAGGAAGAUCCGUCAGAUUAUUCAAAAUUACAGCUACGUUGCCAUGGACACAGAGUUCCCCGGAGUUGUGGUCCGACCCAUCGGUGAGUUUCGCAGCACUGUAGACUACCAGUACCAGCUGCUGAGGUGUAACGUCGACCUCCUGAAGAUCAUCCAGCUCGGGCUCACGUUCAUGAACGAAGACGGAGAUUAUCCUCCUGGCACAACAACAUGGCAGUUUAACUUCAAAUUCAACCUCACAGAAGACAUGUAUUCACAGGACUCUAUAGACCUCCUUCAGAACUCUGGCCUCCAGUUUAAAAAACACGAAGAAGAAGGAAUCGACACACUCUACUUUGCUGAACUCCUCAUGACAUCCGGUCUGGUGCUGUGUGAAAACGUCAAGUGGCUCUCCUUUCACAGUGGCUACGACUUCGGCUACCUGGUGAAGCUUCUGACAGAUGCACGGCUUCCAGAGGAAGAACACGACUUUUUUCAGAUCUUAAACUUGUUUUUCCCUGCGAUUUAUGAUGUCAAGUACCUAAUGAAGAGCUGCAAAAGUCUAAAGGGGGGGCUGCAGGAAGUGGCAGACCAGUUGGAGCUGAAGAGGAUCGGACGGCAACAUCAAGCAGGAUCGGACUCUCUGCUCACAGGCAUGGCCUUCUUCAGGAUGAAGGAGCUUUUCUUCGAAGACAACAUCGACGAUGCCAAAUACUGUGGGAGGCUGUACGGCCUCGGCUCCGGCACCAGCAAACCCCAGAACGGUAUUUCCAGCUCGGGGCAGGAAGAGACCAACAACAACAAACACUGACUGAGCACUCAACCCUCCAAGUGGUUCACACUUGUUUUAAAAGCCAACCAGACCAGCAGAUUUCUGCUCCCAUGUUUCUCAACAGACUUUGCUAAAUCUAUUUGAGCCUUCCACCCGAGUGACUGUACAGUGGGCUCUCAGUGAGAGUGGAUCUUUCACUAGCUCAAUUGUUUCUUUUUAGUCGCUUUUUACCGAGUACAAGGCCAUAUACAGUCUGAACACUUUUUUAAGUCUUUGCUUUUACAACAUUAGUUACAGAAUGGGACCAGCUCCUGUAUCAUACUGUGAUUUUUAGACUCUUCAGUUAAGACUAUCCGCCUCAUCUGCAGGACCCAACUCUUUUUGCAGGGAUUUCAAUGUUGAUUUUUUUUUUUCUUUUUUUAAAGUUCACGCUGGAAAAGGCCUGUAAAUUUAGAGUGUGUAAUUUUGAUUAAAAUUUUAAAAAAAACACAAAACAAAAGGUUUUAGCUCAUUCACACUUCAGGAAACAGACAGCGACGAAGUGUAUAAAUGUUCUUGGUAAUGCAUAUGUUUCAAUGGUCGGACUACUGUUGUUCUCUACAUUCACCAAACUGUCCAGUGAGCUUUACAGAUGUUGUGGUUUUUACAUUCAAAAUUGUUCUGAACAGUUGUAUAUUAAAUUGUUUUGUAUUUUAA